Lodderomyces theae is the source of this 468-nucleotide messenger RNA. RefSeq lists its product as uncharacterized. Bases 1 to 468 code for a protein of 155 amino acids. Lineage: Eukaryota; Fungi; Ascomycota; Pichiomycetes; Serinales; Debaryomycetaceae. The record is from RefSeq and is a predicted model, not a curated record. The transcript has a single exon.
AUGGAGAGUCAAUCCCCGGUCUUUGACAGCACCUGCUGUAACCUGUUCGACGAGCCCAUUCAACUUAAGGAUAUCCCAGCUACUAAUGAAAACGCCGCACCUAGCACAGCAGAAGCUACUGAUUUGGAACGUCAAAAACAGCCUAAGGUGAAGUCAGCACCCAUAGUAUUGAGCAUUAAACCUUCGGAGAACCGCAAACUGAAACUUUUCUUUUGUGGAUUGUCUGCGCUUUUAUUAGCGAUCAUUAUGCCAUUCAUGCUUGCGUUUGGGACUGUGGGAAUUAAGAUUAUCGGUGCAUUUGGUAUAAGUCUUUGCUUUUUCUUUUUGACGGUUACUCUUGCUAUUGUAUUUGAUGCUAUUGAGAUACUUGGAACUAUGGUUUUCAACUGGUGUAUGCUUGGGGGAUUUUUGACAACGCUUUUGUGUCUGAGUGUAUUUGCCGUUCUCAUAUGGAAAGAAGCACUUUAA